This is a messenger RNA of Necator americanus (New World hookworm), 924 nucleotides long. RefSeq lists its product as uncharacterized. The record is from RefSeq and is a predicted model, not a curated record. Bases 1 to 924 code for a protein of 307 amino acids. Lineage: Eukaryota; Metazoa; Nematoda; Chromadorea; Rhabditida; Ancylostomatidae. The transcript has 9 exons.
AUGACUUCAACGAUUCCCUUCCAAGAUCAACCUAUGGUGACAACGUCACGAGUCUGUGAUACAUUGUGGCAUAGCGACGCGCGUGCUCUACAGUAUGCAGUGCCAGCUAACUGUCUAUUUAUCGGCGCAUUGUCGUUUCUUCUUCCGAUAGGACCGCUAUCAGCGGCUAUGAUGUUGGACGCUUUUCUUCUUGCUAUGGCUGCUAUUGGUAUUACUGGUAAAGCAGCCGUACUUAUUGUGCCUAAUAUAGCCAUCAAGAUUCUACUACUGCUCAUUAUGCUGUUCAUAGGUUGUGUUUCGAUCGAUACUUUUCAUGCUCAUUAUCUUAAGGAGACGGCUCCAUUGAUCCAAGGGACGGAGAUUGUUUCACAGUCACCAGUUUCGUUGUGGCGUACCGUUGUUCAUGCCUAUCCGUCCUUACCGUUAUGGACUGUCGCAUUUAUUCUGCUCAUAUGUAUAGAAAUUAGAUUAUUUUUCUGCGCUUGGUACAGAAUUGCUUUCGGGAAUAGUGACGGGGAAGAGAAGGAAGUUGAAAGGCAUCCUCCCUCAUAUGCGUACUGUAUUUCUCAUGCUGCACCGAACGUAUGUUCUGUCGAUGAACUUCCAUCGUAUGAAGAGGCGAUACGACGAAGUAGUCUACAGAAGCCAUGUUGCUCAAAGACGUUACUGCCUCGUUCUGGACAAGCAUUCCCAAGCUGUUCGACGUCAAAACCAACAACACCUGUCGCUCAGACAUCAACACGAUCACAGCCCAACGAAAAGGCUAAAGCUCAACUGAAAGCACAGGUGCAACCGAAUUGUGGCCAUUCAAAUCGAACAACCACGUUCGGAAGCGGAUCGAUAAUGGCAACAGUCCUCGCGUUUGUCGAAAACGGUUACUGCGUUUCUCCUACAUGGAGAAAAAUUAUGUAUAUAUGUAUAUAA